Molecule: messenger RNA, 1437 nt
Organism: [Torrubiella] hemipterigena
Lineage: Eukaryota; Fungi; Ascomycota; Sordariomycetes; Hypocreales; Clavicipitaceae
Source: the annotation of a GenBank genome assembly
UAUGAGUUUAUCUUUUUCCUUUACUCCCUUCUCUUUUGUUUCUUGUUAAUUUUUACUCUUUGCUCAACGCAUGGAUGUACCUUUUUCCCCUCUGAAACGACGGUUGCCCGUGCCCAUUGUUUCGUCCCAGUAGCCGCCCACACACACACAGCCUUGCCGCCGGCCGUGCUGCUGGCUGGCUGCAAACUGUCCCUAAACGCGCCCACCUCACGUCAACCGCACACGUUCACCACCAACAUCUUCUCUUCCACAACAACAAUAAUUCUGCCAUUCUGUAGCGUCUUGCCAACAGCACCAAGUCGCCCACAAUGGUCAGCUGGGACUCCAUCCGGUCCCUCGUCAUCUUCUUCGGCCCCGUGCUGAUCCCCAAAGCCAUAUCCUACUACCGCUCCGCCCGCGCUCCCAAAUCCUCCCGAAUCCCCAUCCAACCAGUCCCCGCGCGCAUCUACUAUGCCCUUCUUCUCCUAUCCGGCAUGACGCUCGCGUUCCUCCUCAAGACGCUACCCGCCCUCGCCCCCGAAAACAUCUUCAAGCUCACCAACUCGCGCCUCCAGAUCCCGACCGACGUGCUUUUCAACCGUCUGGCCUCGCUGCGCCCCGACACGGCCCUCACGGCCAGCGACACCGUUCUGCGUAGCAAGUUUAUCAAUCUCGAGAGCCGCCUGCUCUAUCUGCAAUUCGGGCCCGACACGCUCUCCGCAUGCCCGUUCUGCCACGCCGACGACCCCCGCGCCUAUUUACUGUAUGCGGUGCCCUCGAUGCUCUGGCCACAUAUGCUGAAUAUUGUCGUCGUGGCAGCUGCUACGACGGCGCUCUGGACGGGGCGGUACGGCGCGCAGUGGCGCACGACAGCGACGAUUGCGGGCUUCGUGCUGGCUGGCGCGGACGUCUACAUGACCAGCUCGUACAGGUACCAGGCGAAUGCGCGGGCGCUGCGCCUCGAGGAUCUGGACUGCUUCUUUUGGACGAUGCGCAAUUGGCGCCAUGUUGCGCUUGCGCUGCUGGAUGGGCUGCUGGCGUGGGUGAUUUACUUGUCGAGCACGAACCGGGCGUUUUUGCAGCUGCCGUCGGCGGCGGAGCGCGUGGAGGGGGUGAAUCGCGGGUUGCAUCUGGCGAGGAGUAAGUUGAGCGCGGUGGGGAUUGUGCAGAAUACGACGGUGCGGGAUGAGGAUUUGCGGUUGAAGAGUGAUUCGUAUUGGCGACGGGAGGGGGCGCUGAUGCAGGAGGUUAUGGAGGAGAGGGAGGUUGUGGAGGGUGUGAAUGAUGCGCUGAGCAAUCGUAUUGAUAUGGCGAAUAUCACAAAGGAUGCUGAUCAGUAUACAAUGGGCAUUCUGCAGUCCAUGGAGUAGAUGGUGGUAUAUGGCGGGGGAUACAGUGUGAUGAGAGGGUUUUGCAUACAUGAGUGGAUUGAAACAAUGUGUGAAGAUGCAGUGGUUU